Pollicipes pollicipes is the source of this 1347-nucleotide messenger RNA. RefSeq names its product nucleoporin NUP188 homolog. Gene Ontology annotation, molecular function: structural constituent of nuclear pore. The transcript is spliced from 11 exons. Gene Ontology annotation, cellular component: nuclear pore inner ring. Gene Ontology annotation, biological process: RNA export from nucleus; protein import into nucleus. Lineage: Eukaryota; Metazoa; Arthropoda; Thecostraca; Pollicipedomorpha; Pollicipedidae. The record is from RefSeq and is a predicted model, not a curated record. Bases 94 to 1347 code for a protein of 417 amino acids.
CCGCUGCAGGCGCUGGUGGCGCGCGCGCUUACCGACUCGCCGGCGGCUGAGACGCUGCUCUCGCUGGUGGUGCACGGUGAAGCUCGUAUCGUCAUGCUGCUAGAGGAGCAGACCCACUGGGACACGGGAGCAGGUCUGGAGUUUAUCCGUCUCAUCCAUGUGGCGCUGUCCGUGCUUAACAGACUGCUGAUGCUUCGUUGCCGCGCGUCGUCGGUCGGCCCGGAGCCGAGUCUGCUGGAGCGUCUGCUGACCGAGCAGCCGGCCGGCCGCAGUCAGCUGCGGCCCGUGCUGGCCAUCGCCCAGUACCUGUUCCACCGGCACAAUCCGCACCUGCCGACGCUGGCCAUCCGGCUCCUGCUGCGACUGGCCAAGGUGUUCCCGAUGUCGCUGCUGGCCUCGUUCGGCCAGGACUCGGACGUCAUCUGCGGCGUCAUCCUGACGCGACUCCGCUCCGAAACGGAGGACGUCAACCUGAAGGUGGCCAUCCUCGACUUCAUAGCCACCUGCGUGACGUCACAGCCGGGCCUGCUGCAGCGGCUCAUUGGAAUUGGUGCCAUUGAAACUGAGGAAGGAUCGAAGAAGAAGGCCGAGCAGGACGACGAGGGUGGAUUCCUGGAAGAGCUGCUCAUCAUUCUAAAAGAACAUAACGAUCCGGACGGGCGCCAGUCGCCGCUGCUGCUGGCGGCGGCGGCGCUCGUACAUGCCCUCUGGCUGGGCCAGUGCGGCUCGGCGCUGACCUACCUGAGCGGCGCCGAGCACUUCUGGUCGGACCUGACGGCGCCGCUGCUUUCGCUGGUGAUGGAUGUGACGUGCUCGCUGUCGUCCGACCUGAACUCGUCGGUGGACCUGACUGGUCAGGAGGAGGCCUCCGAGGAGAAGCAGGACGACGGCGCCAAGCUGCUGCUGGCCUGGCGGGACUGGUGUCUGGUGGCGGCCGCGCCAGGCGAGAUGGUGAAGCUCUCGACGGACAGCCAGCAGCGCCUACUGCUGGACCUGAUGACGGCGCUGGAGAGACAGCUGACCGCCGACGGCCGGCCGCGGCUGGUCAACACCCUCUCGGAGCUGGUCAUGACGCUGGCCGCCCGCUGGCCGGAACGCUGCGCCGAGCGCGCCGUCCAGGAGCGCUGCUGCAGCCUGCUGGAGGCCUGCAGCGCCCGCUUCGAGCAGGUGCACGUGCGGGCCCGCACAGCCGUGCUCACCACCGUGCUGCACACCCUGCAGCAGAGCUCCGGGACCGCCGAGCAGGAGCCGCCACUCUGGCGGCGCUGCCUGUCGCCCGCCUGCCAAACGCUGGAGCUGGCGCUGCGUGAGCACGCGCCCACGCUGCCGGACCAGGUCGGAGAGUAG